Messenger RNA from Uloborus diversus, 714 nucleotides. RefSeq lists its product as uncharacterized. The transcript is spliced from 4 exons. Gene Ontology annotation, biological process: chemical synaptic transmission; regulation of membrane potential; nervous system process. Bases 1 to 714 code for a protein of 237 amino acids. The record is from RefSeq and is a predicted model, not a curated record. NCBI's taxonomy places the organism in Eukaryota, Metazoa, Arthropoda, Arachnida, Araneae, Uloboridae. Gene Ontology annotation, cellular component: synapse; postsynaptic membrane; neuron projection. Gene Ontology annotation, molecular function: acetylcholine-gated monoatomic cation-selective channel activity; nucleic acid binding; transmembrane signaling receptor activity.
AUGGCAAAGGGAGGAUUUAAUCUUCGUAAGUUUAAAUCUAAUAACACCAACGUGAUUAAAGAAUUCCUAGAUGAAGAAGAGGCUGCAAACUUAGAAACUGAAGUUAAGGCUCUUGAAGUGCAAGAUUUCAGUUCAAUGAAAGGAAUAGAAUGGUCUUUCAUUCCUCCAUAUGCACCUCAUUUCGGAGGACUGUGGGAAGCUGCUAUUAAAAGUACUAAACAAUUGCUAGUGAAAGUGUCCGGUUCUGCGCUUCUCAACUUUGAGGAGUUUUACACGCUCCUUCUUCAAAUAGAGGCCUGCCUCAACUCCAGACCUCUUACAGCAUUAUCAUCCGACCCAUCUGACCUCAGUGCCCUGACUCCAGCUCAUUUUCUUGUUGGGGGUCCCAUUCACCAAUUUCCUGAGCCAAGUACUUCAUCUAGAGCUUCUUCUCUCUCUGAGAGAUGGAAGCUCAUUCAGAGACUUCGCCUGGAUUUCUGGAACCACUGGUCAAGAGAUUAUCUUCAUACUCUUCAACCUCGCUCCAAGUGGUGGAAGGAGCAGCCAAAUUUGAAGAACAUCAAGAAUCAAAUAAUGACUACAAAUGUAUGGGUUGAACAGGAAUGGAACGACUAUAAACUUCGCUGGGAGCCGGAGGAAUACGGAGGAGUUUCGAAGCUUCACGUGCCUGCUGAGCAAAUCUGGCUUCCAGAUAUAGUGCUCUACAAUAAGUAA